Molecule: messenger RNA, 3659 nt
Organism: Lingula anatina
Lineage: Eukaryota; Metazoa; Brachiopoda; Lingulata; Lingulida; Lingulidae
Product: potassium voltage-gated channel protein Shaw
Biological process (GO): action potential; potassium ion transmembrane transport; protein homooligomerization
Cellular component (GO): voltage-gated potassium channel complex; membrane
Molecular function (GO): delayed rectifier potassium channel activity
Source: RefSeq, a predicted model, not a curated record
UGCUGUGACCGAGAAGAAAAUCAACCUGUUUGUUCCUUGAGUUUACACCCAAUAGAGGGGAGGCAUCCUAACAGGUGCGCGCUGUCCAUUAGGGUGAUUGUACUGUAUAACUAUUAGGUAUGUACUUGUAUAAUAAUCAAAUCAAAUAUGAGUAAUCAAAUAUGAAGGAAGACGACAUUGCUUGUAUUUGUACACCUAACGAGGAUAGACACAGGCACGAAAAACACGCGUAAGUUAUCCCGUGAGCGACUAUGAAUCAAGUUGACGUGCGUCCAAAAGACGGCGUGAGACAGACAACUAUACAGCGACCAUGAUAAAUAUACAUAUAGUUUAUACAUAGGUGUAGUUGUUCACUUUCUUAAUGACCCUUUUUCAUACAUGUGACGUUCACCAUUAAGAGAGGACACGGCGAGGAGCGGCAGCUACGACUCUAUGCACUGGACGAUAACUGGACCAAAGUAAUACACGAGAAGGUCCACUCCGUCCCUGAUAUAUGUCAUCCAGUAUCAGAGGCGACGCCUCUAAGAUUUCGAGAUGGACAUGUUCCUUUUAUUUCCACCACCUUAAAAGACAGGCAUGAAUGGAGACGUCAUCCACGCCAUGACGGACACAGAGCAGGUCACGGCGUCGGAAGCUGUACCUGAGACUUUGCUCCUCAACAUCGGAGGGGACAUCCAUGAAGUUGGGUGGAAGACAUUACAGGGUAAAAAGGGAAAAAUUCUUCCGAACUUCGAAGAGCUGAAAAAGUUCUACAGGCCUGACAAAAAUGAUUUUUUCUUCGACCGCCAUCCGGAUUUAUUUGCGUCAGUCCUUAGCUACUAUCGAACAGGGGAACUGCAUAUCCCCGUGAAUGCCUGUGCCCCGGCAGUGAAAGCUGAGUUACAGUUUUGGGGGAUAGAUGACAGCGAAAUGGCAGAGUGCUGUUGGGGUAACUAUUCCAGCUAUCAGAAAACGGAAGAUAUGCUGGCAAAGUUUGAUUCCUUUCUAGGCAAGACUCACGAGAAACCGAAGAAGACUGAUUCCAAUUGGGAGCAAGCAAGAAGUAGAAUUUGGAAUGACCUGGAAAACCCGGACGCAUCUUGUUUCGCAAAGGCUUAUGCUGCUGGGUCUCUGAUGUUCGUUGUCCUGUCUAUCAUUGUCUUCGUACUGGCUUCCCAUCCAUAUUUUCAAGUUACUCCGGCAGAUAAUUUAUGGACGACAACCCUCUCCUUCUUCGUAGCCAACAAUGAGACUCUGCAAAUAAUAACAGAUUACUGGGACCGAGUUAACUCAACCUCACUUGGUCGAGCAAACAAAGACUACGCAUUACUACACCCAGCGAUGGUCUUGAUUGACGUCAUAUGUGCAAGCUUUUUUACACUGGAUAUUUUCAUCCGCUUCAUAUUUAGUCCAAGUAAGGCACGGUUUUUCACGUACCCUCUAAGCAUCAUUGACGUCCUAGCCAUUGCGCCAUUUUAUGCAGAACUGGUGAUCAACAUUGUUAACCCAGAGGAUAUGUUUGGUGAAACCGUUUUUGGUUUCAUCAAUAUUCUCAAAAUUGCACGUGUCUUUCGUAUUUUCCGCCUGGCCAAGUCCUACACCGGCAUGAAGGUUAUUUUGUAUUCGCUAAAGGAGGGACUAGCGGAACUGACCUUGACUCUUAUCAUACUUGUGAUCACAAUGCUCAUUUGUUCAACAUUAAUGUUUUAUGCAGAUAAUGUAAACAAUGAGGACAGUAUGUUCACCAGUAUCCCGCUCACCUUGUGGUGGUCCAUCGUCACGCUGACCACUGUGGGCUAUGGGGAGUUCGUGCCCACAUCCGGGUUAGGGUACAUCAUUGGUGCAAUUUCGGCAUUUUUUGGAGUGGUCUGUCUGGCGAUGACGGUGCCAAUCGUUGUCAACAACUUCAUGUUGUAUUAUUCCCACGCCAGGACAACCCCAAAGAAAAGAGAUUCAAAUGUCGACCCAAAAACAGUUAAUGGCGCCUCAGAGGGGUACCAAAACAAGGCCUACGAGCAUGACAACCAGACACAGCCCACGCUCACAACACAAAUUUAACAUUACAUUGUAUUCACAUUAACGACAGAAAAUGUGAAGACACUCGUACCAACCAUUGGCGCAACGACAACUGCUUUCGAGUAUAAAUCCGUUACUGUAAUCUUAAAAAAGGCCAUUAUACUAUAGUUAACUUCUUCAAAGACAUGAAUUUCUUCGGUGGGAGUGAACAGAAUUUUGUUACGAUAUCUGAUUAUUUGUUAAGUCAUGUUUCCAUUUCAUGUAGAUAAAUUUUAAAACACAUUACUGAUGAAAGUAAAGAAGUCUAGAGGUAAUGUAAUGAUAGGCCUAAUUAUUUGUGGUAGUUUGAAUAUUGAGGGCAAAAGUAAUCUAAGUUGCAUUUUAGUACUAGCAUGUAUCAAGGAAUGAUAGCCACAGCAAAUUUAUAUGUAUAUAAUGUAAUCUUGCAUAAAAGUGCUCAGGUAACAUGAUAUGUCUAUUUAGAAACAGGCAUUUUUUUUAUUAUUAUGUAAUGCAGGACGCAUAGAGUACUAGUAAUAGCUCUUUGCUCUGCUUUUAUAAGUCAGUGAUGAACGUAAGGAAUAUUUGUGAUUAUUAAAGCAUUAGCGCUAUUCCCAGUAGCAUCAGGAGGAUGAAUAAUUUAGACACGAAUAAGAUAUUUUAAGCUGGAAUUAAAGGAAGUUUAGUACAAGUACCUACCACGACGAGCGCAGCGCUUGAAAGAUGCAAUAUAGGCCUCUCACACAGAGACUCUUCUGGCUACAGAAUUAAGUUAUAGGUCUAAAACAAUUGUCUAGCAGUUCUGUCUUAUCAUUUGGACGAUAUGUCAUUGUAGUAUUGCAAGUGGGGCCAUUUGCAAAUACACAUCGUUUGGAAUUAGUUCUAUUGUACUACAGUAUUUGAGUCAGUUACGUGCAACUGCCCAAAUUUCAAGGGCAUAUAAAAAGUGCCGUGUCCAAUAUAUGCCAACCACCCCUUUAGAUUUUGGUAAAAACAUAACACUAUGGCCAUUGGUUCCAGGCUACAGAAUAACGUUAUACCAGCCAUAGGGCUCAUUCCCAAUGUAAGCAUCGUUCUACAUGUACGUAGAUCGAUUCAACUACGGAGGCUCUUACUGAAUGCAAUCAGAUUAACAAAUUGACACAUCAACGUACUUGUAUAAUCACAGCUUUUCUGUGUUCUACCCAACGGCAGGAGGAGGCGUGCUAAUCUUUUAAUCUAGUUGCAUUCAGAGAGAGUCCCCACGGAGUUGGAUCGAUCUACGAAGAACGACAUUUUCAUUGGGAAUGAGCCCUUUAUAGUGACUCUGGAAGUCACAAGCACAAACGGACAGGUCAUCAAUAUUUCAAGGACGGUAAAGGUUAAGGGGGAUAAAAGAAUAGCUUAAACACGCUUACCGCAUAUAUUGCACAAUGGAUGGUCCCCAUUUAAAAUCUAUUCUUAGCAUCUUCCAGUAUUACGCAGGAAAGAAUAAUGUACAUGAAAGUACUAUCAGCUUUUCAGGUUUAUCAGUGUUGCAAGGACGGAAAGCGGGCGUGGCAAAUAAAAUAUCACCUGUUGCCAGCGCGAAAGUAGAAUAUACAAAAAUCUGACUGUGAUUAUAAAUACGUCAUAUUUCCAGUUGGGUUUGAAUCAUUUGUUUAAAUUUAGAGCAAUAAAAUGAA